Molecule: messenger RNA, 1548 nt
Organism: Fusarium vanettenii 77-13-4
Lineage: Eukaryota; Fungi; Ascomycota; Sordariomycetes; Hypocreales; Nectriaceae
Exons: 3
Biological process (GO): DNA-templated transcription
Molecular function (GO): zinc ion binding; DNA binding
Source: RefSeq, a predicted model, not a curated record
UCUCCCGCCGAGAAUUGCCCUCAUGCGGAUGCGCCUCCUUCACCCACCCUGUCGCUGUCCCAAUCCCUAUCGAAACCGGCAGGGAAGAUGGUCCAAGGUAAAGAUGGCGUACGAUACAUGGACAGCCAUGUAGGAGCAGCUAUUCAUGAAGAGCUUCGGGCCAUUAGAAUCAUGCUUGAAGCCGAUGCGAGCCUAGGUGAGGAGGCACCGCCUCGAGAUAUGGCUGGAGACAAUAUCCUUGCAGCCAAAUUCGUGACGGCUUCCUUUGCCUCUGUCCAACCCAGCACAGUCCAGGCCUACACUCUUUGGCAGGUAUUCUUGAACCGAGUAAACCCUCUGACCAAAGUAAUCCAUACCCCAUCGGUGCAACCCUACAUAACAGAGAAAGAAUCCAGUAUAGAAUCUAUCCCUCUCAAUUAUCAAGCGCUACGCUUCGUCAUCUUUACUCUGGCUUCCAUGUCAAUGUCGGAAUCGGAAUCACAACAAAGGCUAGGAUGCUCGCGCCAGGAUGCGAUCAGCAACUACACACAAGGCGCCGAGAUAGUCUUGAGGAAACUCAACGUGAUGAAGAACUUUGACAUGGUGAUAUUGCAGGCUUUAGUGCUGUACUUGCUCUCCAUCCGAAAUCGCUAUGGCAAGGACAUGGCCUGGAUUCUAACCGGCGCCGGUCUCCGGAUGGCCAUAAAAAUGGGAUACCAUCGGGAUGGCGAGCUCCUGGGCCUGCCUCCGUUUGAGACAGAGAUGCGAAGGCGCAUAUGGUGGCACAUCAUGCUGCAAGAUGUCAACCACACCUUGACCUCGGCCUUGAGUUGCUCUCAGAUGCCCAUCAGCUGGGAUUGUAAAAUGCCCCAGAAUUUCAAUGACGCCGACCUAUUCCCUGGAUCCGUCGACCCUGUACAGCCUCGCGAAGGCCCUACCGAGAUGGCUUUCUGCCUUAUCAUCUACCAAAUUGUCAAGUCUAUUCUCUCUCUAGAGAGUCUCCGUGGCACAGCAGGACUCGAGAUCGCUACUAUCUGGAACACCGAGGAUGUUGCAGCAAAUCCUGUAGCCUCUUCAAUCCUUCAAAGAUUCAGGGAGGAUCUUGACGAACUAGACCAGGUUCUAAUGGAUAUUGAACGCCGAUAUGUGUCUGGAUCCGCUGGCAGGAUCCAUGCCGCAGCUCUAAGCCUACGGCGCGUCCUGAUCAGCAAAGGCAGAGAGAUGAUAGUCCCGAUGAUGGAGCAGCCCGAAUGGGGGACUGAGAUUUUCACCAUCGACGACAACCUCUUCAAGAUUAUUAUCAUCAAGAAUGAAAUCUUUGCUAGCUUCGAUGAGGCAAUGGACUCGGCAGACUUCCUCUGGUAUUCAAAGAUUCAGUUUCAAAGAGGCAGCUUUGCUGUCAUGACCUCGAGGCUUCACCAGAAACCAGUUGGAGGCCUUUCAGAUAGAGCCUGGCGUGUCGUCGAGGCGGUAUACAAGUUUCACCCAGAGCUUUUCGACAUGAACGACAGACCCUCUAUGGCGCAAGCAUACAUCACCCUCAAACCAUGGAAAGCUCGGCACGAAGCU